AUGAACUCGCCCAUGGCAGACGACGACGGACCAGUCUUCGAAUGGUAUCCCAUCAGGCUGUUUCUAUUGUACCCGGGCUAUAAGUUUGCCUUGGUCGUCUUGAACCAGCCUUUCAGUGACGAAGCCUUGUUUAGGGAUCUCUGGGCUACUGCUUUUAUGAGGGUCGCUGCUGAUGGGGGUGCCAACCAUAUCUACAAGCUCAAUACGGAAUCCGCUUCCGGUCAAGAUUAUCCACUUUCAGAGCUAGACGUCAUCAUCGGUGACCUCGACUCCCUGUCCGACGAGGCCCGAGCAUUCUUCACCACCACCCGGGGCCGGGGGCACAGAUCCUGCAGGAUAAUCCAGGACGCAGACCAAUAUGCGACCGACUUCACCAAGGCAGUUCGCCUGGUCCGUAAGGAGCUGUCGGGCCGGCAUACACAUCUGGUCUGCCUGGGCGGCCUCGGGGGUCGCGCCGACCAGGGGCUCAGCCAGCUGCACCACUUGUACAUGUUCCAGACGUCGCCCACCUACGCCGACGGUCGUAUGUUCCUGCUUUCGCCCGAGAGCCUGUCGUUCGUACUUAAGCCGGGCCGGCACCGCAUCCACGUGCGCGAGCGCGGCGCCCUCUGUAGCGGAUUUGCGCGCGUCAGCGGCGACCCCUUUGCCAAAUACGUCGGUAUCGUCCCUGUUGGACGCCCAAGCGUCAUCACGACCCGGGGGCUGGAGUGGGACGUCCAGGAUUGGCCGACCGAGUUCGGCGUCCAAAUGAGCACGAGCAACCAUGUCCUCCCCGAGACAGACGUGGUCGUGGUCGAGACUACUGAAGAUGUGCUGUUUACCAUCGCCUGGAAAGAGGUACAGGUGGUGCAGCUGGCUGAGCCCCUGGUAGGCAAUAAACUAUGA
Messenger RNA from Anthostomella pinea, 885 nucleotides. NCBI's taxonomy places the organism in Eukaryota, Fungi, Ascomycota, Sordariomycetes, Xylariales, Xylariaceae. The record is from the annotation of a GenBank genome assembly.